Messenger RNA from Centrocercus urophasianus (Greater sage-grouse), 3416 nucleotides. RefSeq names its product potassium channel tetramerization domain containing 9 (gene KCTD9). NCBI's taxonomy places the organism in Eukaryota, Metazoa, Chordata, Aves, Galliformes, Phasianidae. The transcript has 11 exons. Bases 44 to 1315 code for a protein of 423 amino acids. The record is from RefSeq and is a predicted model, not a curated record. Gene Ontology annotation, biological process: intracellular signal transduction; protein homooligomerization. Gene Ontology annotation, molecular function: protein binding.
UCCGGGUUCGGCGGCAGGAGGAGUGGGGCGCCGCCGGCGCAGCAUGAGGCGGGUCACGCUGUUCGUUAACGGCAGUCCCCGGAACGGGAAGGUGGUGGCUGUGUAUGGCACGCUGUCGGAUUUGCUGUCUGUGGCGAGCAAUAAGCUGGGAAUCAAAGCAACCAGUGUUUACAAUGGGAAAGGUGGUCUCAUCGAUGAUAUUGCUUUGAUUAGAGAUGAUGAUGUUCUGUUUGUCUGUGAAGGGGAACCGUUCAUUGAUCCUCAGACCGAUGCAAGACCUCAUGAAGAGCUAACAGGGGCACACACAGACUGGUUAACACUUAAUGUUGGAGGUCGAUACUUCACCACCACACGGAGUACUUUGGUUAAUAAAGAACCUGACAGUAUGUUGGCCCACAUGUUUAAAGAUAAAGAUGCUUGGGGAAAUAAGCAAGAUCACAGAGGAGCAUUCCUAAUUGACCGCAGCCCAGAGUAUUUUGAGCCUAUUUUGAACUACUUGCGUCACGGGCAGCUCAUUGUAAACGAUGGCAUCAAUCUGCUCGGUGUUUUGGAAGAAGCCAGGUUUUUUGGUAUCGAUUCAUUAAUUGAACAUCUAGAAAUAGCUAUUAAGGUAACUUGCUUGCUUUUAUACAUGGAUGUGCAUGUCCUGCUCUUCCAGGCAAUACAUAAUUUAGUCCUAUCCGUAUUAGCUUCUAAACAACUCUCUCAACAGAACUCACAGCCAGCAGAGGACCACUCUCCUAUAUCUCGAAAAGAGUUUGUGCGAUUCCUGCUGGCAACCCCAACCAAGUCUGAGCUGCGAUGCCAGGGUCUCAAUUUCAGCGGAGCAGAUCUUUCACGACUAGAUCUUCGGUACAUCAACUUCAAGAUGGCUAACCUGAGCCGCUGCAACCUCGCACAUGCCAACUUAUGUUGUGCAAAUCUUGAAAGAGCUGACCUCUCUGGUUCGGUGCUCGAUUGUGCAAACCUCCAGGGGGUGAAGAUGUUGUGUUCCAAUGCAGAAGGAGCAUCUCUAAAAGGGUGCAAUUUUGAAGACCCAUCAGGCAUUAAAGCUAAUUUGGAAGGUGCUAACCUGAAAGGUGUUGACAUGGAAGGCAGUCAAAUGACAGGAAUUAAUCUCAGAGUUGCAACACUGAAAAAUGCCAAACUAAAGAACUGUAAUCUUAGAGGAGCAACUUUAGCAGGAACUGAUUUGGAAAACUGUGAUCUUUCAGGUUGUGAUCUACAAGAAGCUAAUUUGAGGGGAUCUAACGUGAAAGGAGCUAUUUUUGAAGAGAUGCUGACACCUUUGCACAUGUCUCAGAGCGUCAGAUAAGGAAGAGAACAUGCUAAAGACAAAGGAGUCAAAACAUGGUGACUUUCUUCAUGUCCUCCCCUCAUUAAGUUAGAAGCAUUGGUUAUUAGACAACUUAUAUUUGCAGUAGUGCCUAAGUAAACUAUUUUGAUUGCUUUUUGGGGAGGGAGCUUUAACUGAAAAGGUAGAAAUAGAUAAAUGCUGUUUCUACCUCUGAAAACAGAGUGAGGAAGUGGACUGGUUCUAGGAUCAGCAUGCGUGGCUUUUUGUUGACAAACAUUGCCUCACUUUGGAAUUCAUUUUAAUUUAUAAAGCACAAUAUAUGCAAUUCUAUUUAUUAAAUCUGUAGCUGCAAUAUGAAUAGAAGAUGUUUUUCAUGUAUAGUAGCAUCAAAGUUCAGGUUUACAGUUAGACUAACUGUAAAUACACUAGUCUCUUCAUUCAUGCACAGUACAUUAAGUGGAAUGUGGUUUAGGUAAUGUCCACACGAUGUUUUCAGGUACUACGUUGAAAACAGUAGUUAACUGUCAUCAUAGGUAAUAUAUUGCCUUGUAGUAGUUAGGAUUCAGGUAUAGAACAGCUUUAUUAUCUUCUAAAUGUGCUGUGGAAGCUGCUUCCACUGAAGGGAUCUGCAUACACAGCAGAUCUGGUUAUAACAAAACCAUCCUUGUUUAAAACUGGGAUUGCAUUUUUAAUCUUUUCCAAAUUAGUACACGAUUGCACUAUCAACUACAGCUGCUAAGGAAACACUCUCUUGCUUUCAAAUGUCCUGUCCAUUCCCAACCUGGAGUACCUGUACAUUUUCUUUGUUCUUGGUGGGGGAUUAAAUGGACAUAGGAGAAUCCAAUCCACUGUCACCAGAGAUGAGCGCUGCAGCCAUAGCACCCACUCCUUUCUCCCCUGCCAUGCCUCCAGUAUAUGAGUAAAUGGCACUUGUUUCCCUUCCAUGUACUAUGCAAAUACUGUUGUCCACUGCAUCCUUGACCACAUGGGCAAAAUCCUUUCCCCAGCCAGAUGUCAGUAUACCACUUUGGGCCUGCUUAAAAGUGGCUGUGAAAGCCUCUUUGGAUGGGUGGAGUGCCCUUUCCACAGCUGCUUUACAUGUGAGUCAAAUAUGGAAUUAUGUGACUUCUGGAGUGCAGAAAGUCUCACAGCACUUCUUUAGGUGGUGAUGCACUUCAUCUCAUAAGCUGUUUCCACUGCAGUAUCAAGCUGAGUUCUCAUCUAAUGUUUAUUUUGUACACAAUCAAAAAGCACAUAACCUAUACCAAAAAAGGUGCAUCAAGAACUCUUACCUCAGACGCUUCUUUAAAGUACCCCAAAGUUGAAACUAACAUUGAAUCUAUGAAAAUAGAACUGUUACUGAAGUCCAGAACAGAUGUAUCCUAACACAGAUCACGAUCUGUUAGCAGUGGUUUGAGUCCCAGUUACUUUGGUGCGUUGUCUCUUACAUGCAGUGCAGAAUUUCCCAUCCUCUGAUGUUGUAUUUGUUGUCUCAGUGGUUGCUAUGAAAAUGCUGCUUUGCCAUCAGUCUAGAAAGAUUAGUUUAGGAACAGUUUAUGAUGUGUUUGGGGAAGUGUGGGAUUCUUAUCAAGUUGAGUUUGAUGAUACUCGGGCAUAUCACGUGAACUUCCAGGACUCAAAAUCCUACAGCCCUGUGGUUCCGAAUUGGGAUUUCUUUUCUGGAUUCCCUGGCCUCUUUAAUUUGGCUCUAGGAUAACACCCCAUCCUUGGUCAAAAACAUCCAUAGGGAAAUGCUUUGUGAUUUUUGGAGUCCUGUCUCCCACCUCAUCACUUUCACUGAUUGAUGUGUUGCAGAAAGAAGAAGAUUCCUAGGGCUAGAGAAACAAAUGAAUUAUUUUUCUUUAUCAUAUUUUGUAGCUAGAAGUAAAAUAUUGUAUGGGAAAAUAUAUUUUCAUAAUCACUGUGUAUAAAAUAUAUUUGAACUUUCACUGAAGUACUAUGUUUUAAAUAAUCACUGCAUGGGGCAUCAUUCAUUUGCAGAUGAAUUUAAGGUACCUCUUUUGCUAUGACAGAGCUGUACGAACAGCCUCAAGUGGCGUAUUCAGAACAUGCAGGUUCCAGCCUAAUUCAAAUUGCAUUAAUAAAAAUGGGAAAUACA